Aspergillus saccharolyticus JOP 1030-1 is the source of this 984-nucleotide messenger RNA. RefSeq names its product putative C2H2 transcription factor (Seb1) (gene sebA). The record is from RefSeq and is a predicted model, not a curated record. NCBI's taxonomy places the organism in Eukaryota, Fungi, Ascomycota, Eurotiomycetes, Eurotiales, Aspergillaceae. Bases 137 to 736 code for a protein of 199 amino acids. The transcript is spliced from 2 exons.
UGGAAGCUUCCGCGCAGUCCUACAGUCCGGGCAAUACUGACCCAAUAAUAUACUUACCUUAAUAACACCCAGCAGGGUAGAUCAGACUCUACUCGCGUGCGCCAACCACAACAACUCCACAAUCUCUCCAGACACAAUGGACGCAACAUAUACAAUGACGCCGACAUCGGUGCAAGGACAACCAUCCUUUGCAUACUACCCAGCUGCCGACUCGCAGCCCCGACAACACUUCACUAGCCACCCUUCAGAUAUGCAACAGUUCUAUGGUCAAAUGCAGUCGUUCUCCCACCCCCAACAACAACCCCAGCACUGUGUGCCGGACCAAUCCCUCUAUGCCGCCCAGUCAGUCAUGAACAUGCACCAGAUGGCGACCACGAAUGCCUUCCGAGGUGCCAUGAACAUGACCCCCAUCGCUUCUCCUCAGCCUUCCCACCUCAAGCCCACCAUCGUCGUGCAGCAGGGCUCGCCCGCUUUAAUGCCUCUGGAUACGCGGUUCGUGGGGAACGACUAUUACGCCUUUCCCUCCACCCCGCCGCUCUCCACAGCCGGAAGCUCCAUCAGUAGCCCGCCCUCGAGCAUCGGAUCCCUCCACACGCCAAUCAACGAGAGUUUCUUCGCUUUCGAGAAAGUCGAGGGUGUGAAGGAAGGAUGCGAGAGCGAUGUUCAUGCUGAAAUUCUGGCCAAUGCUGACUGGACUCGCUCGGAUUCGCCUCCCAUGACACCUGGUAGGUCCUAAUUUGUGCUUCCAUUCGACAAUCCGCUAGCGCCUAUCCCACGUGCUACUAGAGUGCGAAAAAGCGUUGAAUCAGUCAAUAGUCUAGGGUUAUUCGCCAAGCUAACUGAACUUGUUCUAGUGUUCAUCCACCCCCCUGCAUACACCGCCUGCCAGACCUCGGAUCUCCUGUCUGCCACUAGCUCUUGCCCAUCCCUAUCUCCGUCGCCGUCUCCUGUUGCUCCAACCCUGAUUGCUCAGCCCCAGACCGC